AUGGCAAAGGGGUUUUGCUCCAAAAGGAUGAUAGCUGACUUAUGGCCAACUUUUGGAACACCGAAUUUGUUGAGCCAUUUCCCAUUUCUAACUGUAGCUUGGGGACCUUAUGCCUUUUUCCGGGUGUUGGAGGAGUCAGGUGCAAGUGCACAACCUGCCAAUACCGUGGACACGCAAAAUGUACAGACCUCGGAGUCUCACAUUGAAAAUCAACAAGAUGAAAGAAACCGUAAUACGUUCAUGGGGAUUUCUAUAGCAGGUGAUUCCAGCUCAAAUGUACAAGAUUUGGAGUUAGGGAGGAGGUGA
Ilex paraguariensis (yerba mate) is the source of this 306-nucleotide messenger RNA. Lineage: Eukaryota; Viridiplantae; Streptophyta; Magnoliopsida; Aquifoliales; Aquifoliaceae. The record is from the annotation of a GenBank genome assembly.